ACAUAUUGAAAAAAAAAAUAGAAACAAGAUUUUUAGAGAGAGAAAAUUGUAAGUAAUAUGGAGACUUCUUUUAUGAAGGAGGAGAACAAAGGGUUUGAAUCUAAUGGUGAUGGAGAAAGUUGCGGAAAAGAUGUCAUUCUUCAGGUUGGAGCUGGAAAAAGAGCCCCAGAAGAUGAUGAGAUGAAGGCAGCUUCUCCCAAUCUGAAGAAUUUCAUCAACUGUAAUAGCAAACAGGGUUCGGUUGUCGUAAAGAAAAUGGAGAGGUCGUCGCCUGAAUCUGGAUCGAGAUCAUCUUCAUCUGCCAAAAGACAACAGCUUGAUGAUGAACUAGGAUCUUCGAAAGCUGAGUUGAACGAGGUCAUGGAGGAAAAUCAACGGCUGAAGAUGUACUUGGACCGGGUUCUCAAAGACUAUCGAACCCUACAAAUGCAAUACCAAGACAUUAUCCAACACGAACCAAAAAACUCUCCGAAUUCCCUAACUAUUACUCCGGCUCAUCAUCAUCACGACCCAAUGGAAGAAUCCGGUGAGCUUAUUUCCCUUAGCCUCGGAAUAAGCAGCCCAAGUGACCGAACAAAAGACGAGCAAAUUCAAAAAACUCCAAGAAUCGAAAAUAAUGCCAAUGUUCAUGAAGGUAGUGAUCAUGACAAAGAGGGACUAACAUUGGGCCUUGAUUGCAAGACAUUCCAAGUGCCACCUCAAAAGUUAUCGGUCGAAAACAGUUCUCCUAAUCAUAGCCUUGAAAAUAGCUUGGAUAAUGAAGGAAAAGAAGAAGGCGGAGAGAAUUGGCCGGGUAAUAAUAAGUCGAAGAGUAAUGUGAGGGAAGGUGGAGAUGACGAGCUUACGCAACAAAACCCGGCUAAGAGGGCUAGGGUUUCGGUUAGAGUUAGAUGUGACACACCAACUAUGAAUGAUGGUUGCCAAUGGAGGAAAUAUGGACAGAAGAUUGCUAAAGGGAAUCCAUGCCCUCGAGCGUACUAUCGUUGCACGGUCGCACCAUCUUGCCCCGUGCGAAAACAGGUCCAAAGAUGUGCCGAGGACAUGUCGAUUUUGAUCACGACCUACGAGGGAACACACAACCAUCCGCUCCCGAUCUCGGCCACCGUCAUGGCCUCCACCACCUCGGCGGCCGCCUCCAUGCUAACAUCCGGCCCGUCAAACUCCUCAAUUGGGUCGGGCCCAUUAUCAGCCGUUUCUGCCUCCGGAAAUCUAAACGGGCUAAACUUCUACUCGUCUCACGAUAACUCGAGAUCAAAACCCUUCUACCUACCGAACUCAACAAUUUCAUCCACCCCUUCCUACCCAACCAUAACCCUCGAUCUCACCUCAAGCGCCGCCACAUCAUCGUCCCAUUUGACCCGUUUGACCAAUAUUCCCCCGAGAUACUCGGCCACAAAUUUGAACUUCAGCGAGUCGAGCGCGCUCCCGAUAUCGUGGACUAAUGGGACCCUGAGCUACGGGCCAUACCAAACUAUGAAUAAGAACCAAACCACGAGCACUACUAGCUCGCUCAGCUUCGGAGCACAACCCUACGAAAACCUAUACCAAACCUACUUACAAAAGACAAAUAUUGCAAACCCUAGCCAGCAAAACAUGGCAUCACCCGAAGCUAUUGCGGCUGCAACUAAAGCAAUCACAUCCGACCCGAGUUUCCAAUCAGCUCUUGUAGCCGCUCUUUCAUCCAUCAUCACCUCGAAUGGCAAUAAUGCGAGUGCAAUGCUGCAAAACCAAAACGAAGGCGAAAAAUCGAGUCAAAUUAGUAAUGUCAAGAUUAGUGAGCCUAACUUUCCUAUCCUAUCGAGCUUCCCGUCACCGGCCUCGAACGCGAAUAAAUGUGCGCCGAGUUUUAUGAACAAUUCGUCGUCUAAUACGAGUACGACUCAACCGGCAGGCGGAUUGAUGUUCCUUUCGACUCCAUUUUCGAAUGCAAAGAGCAAGUCUAGCUCACCAAGUGAUCAUGGUAGGGAUCAAGCUGCUUGAUUUGAUUGCAUGGAUUGAAAUUUUUUCCUUGAUUAUUUUGAACUUUAUGAUUGUUUCUAAUACUCAUUGUAGAUGGUCUGGGGUUUUAUGUUAUGAUGCCAAUUGUGCAUGGACCAUUUUGUUUUUUUGUUUUCUUUUAGUUAUUUUUGGAAAGAAAUUGUGCAUAUAUGUAUUGUGAUUAUGCUGAUGAAGAAUGUUCACCAGCUUUCUUUUAGACUUAUGUAUGACUUUAUGCUGCAAAUUAAAUGUGGAUAAUUUGUGUACAUAAUUUGAGGAUGCCACCAAAUAGGUGGUUGGCCCAACUAGUUCAGGUGUUCACUUCUUUUUCAAUUUUUUUUAUUUAUUAAUUAAAAUUAUUUUGUUAUGAAGUGUGUGACGAGGAUGCUUGCACAGUUCUACAAAUUUCACAGAUUGAUGUAACUAUUUAGUUAAUUU
Molecule: messenger RNA, 2415 nt
Organism: Striga asiatica
Lineage: Eukaryota; Viridiplantae; Streptophyta; Magnoliopsida; Lamiales; Orobanchaceae
Source: the annotation of a GenBank genome assembly